AUGCUCGCUCUGAGCACGAGCAUAGGCAGUAUUGGGCUGAACGUGCCGUCAAGUAUCCUUCGGAAUGGGUUAAUACGCUGUUCGACCGAAAGCGCGAGUGUAACGAGGAGGGGUAUAUUGCAGAAUGGAUAUGGUGUGAAUAGACAGAUAUCAUCGUAUAAACCUAGCAUAAAUCGCCGCAUACCUACUACCUUCAUACGGCAUAACUCAUAUUCCUCUCGUCCUCCCACACCUUCCAUACCGAAAUCACAAUCUUCCACCACUCCAUCCGAAUCAUCCGCCAUCACUCAGACAGACUCCAAGCAAACCGCCAAACGAUCUAUAUUAUCCCGGAUAACAUCCAACCUAUCACUCAAACCCGUCGCUGAAACACAUACCUCAAAAGAAGGAGGGGAAGAUAGUGGUUCGAGUAGCGUAAUCAAAUUGUUAGAAUUGGCUAAACCGGAAUCGAAGAAUUUAGGGAUAGCUGUUGGACUGUUGUUGGUCUCUAGUUCUGUAUCCAUGUUGGUACCUCUGACUAUCGGUAAACUGAUAGAUUUCUUCUCCUCAAACUCUACUCAAUUCUUAGGUCUAUCGUUCCCUGUCGCAGCGGGUUUAUUAGCUGUUACGUUCUGUAUAGGAGCUACUGCCAAUGCAGGACGAGCUAUAAUCAUGCGAACAAGUGGUCAGCGUAUCAUCGCCAGAGUCAGGAACCAAGCAUACCUAUCCACUUUGCGUCAAGAACCUGAAUUCGCAGAUAGGUCAGCAGGAGAUAUAGUCUCCAGGCUCAGUGUAGAUACGAAUAUACUGGGUGAUAGUGUCACGUCCAACUUGUCUGAUGGUCUGAGAGCCCUGAUCUCAGCAACGGUCGGCGUAGCAGCAAUGUUUUGGAUAUCCGCCAAAUUGACCCUGGUCAUGCUCUGCGUCGUUCCACCUGUAUCUCUCGGUGCAGUAUUCUACGGUCGAUAUCUGAGGAAGUUGUCUAAUUUGACACAAGAAGCUGUUGGCGAGAUGUCCAAGACCGCCGAAGAGAAGCUCAACGCUUUCAAGACCGUCGCAGCCUACAAUUCACAACCUCUAGAAGCUACUUUGUUUUCCAAGAAAGUAGAUCAGGUGUUCCAACUGGCCAAAAAAGAAGCUCUUAUGACGGGUAUAUUCUGGGGUGCGAGUGGUCUUACCGGGAAUUUGGCUAUGCUCUGUCUGUUGGGUUAUGGUGGACAUUUGGUGUCGAUAAGUGAGAUCACUGUUGGUGAUUUGACUUCGCUCUUGAUGUACAGCGCGUAUGUCGGAGGAUCUGUAUCUGGCUUGACAGGGUUCUUCACCGGUCUCAUGAGAGGCGUCGGAGCUGGAUCUCGUGUUUUUUGGUUACUCGAUCGAACUUCGCAUAUCCCUUUGGACAAAGGUAUCAAAUUGGAUCAUACACGAAACGGUCCAAUUCGGUUUGAGAAUGUUGUAUUCAGGUAUCCAUCCAGAAAGGAAGUGGUGGUUUUGAAAGGGAUCAAUAUGACUGUAGAACCUGGAACAAGUGUUGCCUUGGUCGGUUCAAGCGGAAGUGGUAAAAGUUCGAUACAGCAGUUGAUAAGCAGGUUCUAUGAUCCUGAAGAAGGUAAAAUCACUUUUGAUGGAACUGAUAUCCGAGAAUUCGCACCUGAAUCAUGGCGUGAGCGCAUCGGAGUUGUAUUUCAGGAUCCCAUCUUAUUUGCGGGUACGGUUCAUGAGAAUAUAGCGUAUGGAUCGCCAGAUGCUACCAGGGAAGAUGUGGAAGCAGCUGCCAGAGCGGCCAAUUGUGAUUUCAUUUGGGAUCUGCCUCAAGGUUUUGAUACUUUGAUCGGAAAAGCAAGUUUGAGUGGUGGACAGAGACAGAGGAUCAGUAUUGCCAGAGCAUUAGUUAGGAACCCUUCGAUAUUGCUUUUGGACGAAGCUACAUCCGCUCUCGACUCGACAUCUGAGAAUGCGGUCAACGCAGCUAUAGAUGAUAUUAUCCGGCAGAAAAACAUUACAGUCAUAUUGGCUGCACAUCGAUUAUCUUCCAUUGCCAGAGCCGAGAGGGUGGUAGUCCUGGAGAAUGGAGUGGUAUCAGAAGAAGGUAGAUAUGAUGUUUUGUCGAGAAAAGAAGGAAGUCGAUUCAGGACGUUGAUGGCUGCUCAAUUGCUUGUUGAGAAAUCAUCAAAAGGUGUACAGGAGGAUCGUCCCCAAAUAGAACAGAAUAUGGAAGAAGAACAACAAGGUCAACAGACGGAAAGGGUAGUAGCGCAAGGUGCAAGAUAA
Kwoniella botswanensis is the source of this 2247-nucleotide messenger RNA. RefSeq lists its product as uncharacterized. The transcript has 16 exons. Gene Ontology annotation, cellular component: mitochondrial inner membrane. Gene Ontology annotation, biological process: oligopeptide export from mitochondrion. The record is from RefSeq and is a predicted model, not a curated record. Bases 1 to 2247 code for a protein of 748 amino acids. Gene Ontology annotation, molecular function: ABC-type oligopeptide transporter activity; ATP hydrolysis activity; ATP binding. Lineage: Eukaryota; Fungi; Basidiomycota; Tremellomycetes; Tremellales; Cryptococcaceae.